Molecule: messenger RNA, 1153 nt
Organism: Oryza brachyantha (malo sina)
Lineage: Eukaryota; Viridiplantae; Streptophyta; Magnoliopsida; Poales; Poaceae
Product: gamma-glutamylcyclotransferase 2-2-like
Exons: 9
Coding region: 212-862 (216 amino acids)
Biological process (GO): glutathione catabolic process
Cellular component (GO): cytoplasm
Molecular function (GO): gamma-glutamylcyclotransferase activity; glutathione specific gamma-glutamylcyclotransferase activity
Source: RefSeq, a predicted model, not a curated record
CUCGCGCUCCCCUCCCUCGCUCCACGCUUUCGACCAAGCACCGGGAGAAGAGGGGGCGCGCGCGGCGCGCGGAGACGAGGGUCAGGAGGAGGAGGAGGCGACGCCGCCGUCGCCAGAGGGGAGCAAAUCCGGUCCUCCUCCUGCCUCCUCGCCUCAUCCCCCGCGCCCGCUUUCGGGCCCCCACGUCCCCCCUACGCCAGGGGCAUACAAGAUGGUGCUCUGGGUCUUUGGCUAUGGCUCCCUGAUCUGGAACCCCGGCUUCGACUUCGACGAGAAGAUCCUGGGGUUCGUCAAGGGCUACAAACGCACCUUCAAUCUCGCUUGCAUCGACCAUAGGGGCACGCCGGAGCAUCCUGCGAGGACCUGCACACUUGAGUCUGACGACGAUGCCAUAUGCUGGGGGAUUGCGUACUGUGUCAAAGGGGGCCUUAAAAAAGAGCAAGAAGCAAUGAAGUACUUGGAAAGAAGAGAGUGUGAGUAUGACCAGAAGAUCUCUGUGGAUUUCUACAAGGAAGGAGAUUCUUCGAACCCAGUUGUGAAAGGUGUACUAGUCUUUGUAGCCACACCUGAUCCAGUAGGCAACAAAUACUAUCUUGGCCCUGCGCCGUUAGAGGACAUGGCAAGGCAAAUCGCUACAGCCAAUGGCCCCACUGGGAACAAUAGGGAUUACCUGUUCUCAAUGGAGAAGGCUUUGUCCAACAUAUGCCAUGAGGAUGAUUCAAUCAUCGAACUUGCUGAUGAGGUCAGGAAGGUGCUGAGCCGGCCGAAGGAGAAGAUCACUGGCUCCGAUGUUCCACUAAAAUCUCAUGCUCUUGUACACCUGUCUGCGCUUCCUGAGGGCACAGUUGUGGACUCAAGGUAGCAGGCUCGGCGGUGAAACAUAUGGUUUGGUUUGAGCUCGGCGGUGGACUCAAGAUAGCAGGCUCGGCGGUGGACUCAUGAGAUUUCCUCUGACCAUACUCACCUUUGACGCUUGGUUGAAAGAAUUUAUGGUUUGCUUUGAGCUCGGGCACACUGGAUGUGCUAGUUUUUAUUCACAACUACUACGGCAAUGAUGUAACUUCCGUUAUGCUAAUGCUAAACCCGAGACUGGGUGCUGUUGUUUCCUUGACACACUAAUAAUAAAGGGAUUAUUCCAUGAGCUUUUCCACUC